AUGAUUGAGGAAGAAAUACGCAAUAUUGAAGAUUCGUUGCCAACUCUUGAGCGUUCCGUAAAAAUAGCAUUCCUGCCAAAAGAUGAAGCGGAUAGUAAAAGUGCUAUUAUUGAAAUUAGAGCAGGCACAGGCGGUGAAGAGGCAGCACUUUUUGCUGCUAAGCUGUUUAAUAUGUAUCAAAGAUAUGCGGAAUUAAAAGGCUGGCGUUUUGAGAUAUUAUCUAUUGAUGAGACAGGCAUAGGGGGAUACAAAGAAGUUUCAGCAUCUAUAAAAGGUAAAGAUGUAUUCUCUAAGCUCAAACUUGAAUCAGGAGUCCAUAGAGUGCAGCGUGUUCCGGAAACUGAAUCGCAGGGGCGUAUUCAUACCUCGGCUGCUACUGUUGCUGUACUUCCUGAAGUAUAAGAUGUUGAUAUUAAACUUGAGGAAAAAGAUUUAAGAAUUGAUACUUAUAGAGCUUCAGGAGCAGGAGGGCAGCACGUUAAUACAACUGAUUCUGCUGUCCGAUUAACACAUAUACCUACCGGUAUUACUGUAGCACUACAAGAUGAAAAAUCCCAACAUAAAAACAAAGCCAAAGCAUUAAAGUUCUUACGUGCUAGAAUAUAUGAAGAAGAACGUCGGAAAAAAGAUCAAGAAAGAGCCAAUAAUAGACGUGAGCAAAUAGGCUCUGGGGAUCGUUCGGAGCGUAUACGUACUUAUAAUUUUCCACAAGGACGUGUAUCGGAUCAUCGAAUAAAUCUUACUCUUUAUAAAAUAGAUGAGGUAAUUAACGGACAGUUAGAUAAAUUUAUUGAGGCUUCAAUUGCAAAUGAUGAGGCUAAGAAGCUUUCAGAUAUAUAA
Messenger RNA from Chrysoperla carnea, 840 nucleotides. RefSeq names its product peptide chain release factor 1-like. Gene Ontology annotation, molecular function: translation release factor activity, codon specific. Gene Ontology annotation, biological process: translational termination. The record is from RefSeq and is a predicted model, not a curated record. NCBI's taxonomy places the organism in Eukaryota, Metazoa, Arthropoda, Insecta, Neuroptera, Chrysopidae. The transcript has a single exon.